Messenger RNA from Nicrophorus vespilloides, 2146 nucleotides. RefSeq names its product splicing factor 1 (gene SF1). The record is from RefSeq and is a predicted model, not a curated record. Lineage: Eukaryota; Metazoa; Arthropoda; Insecta; Coleoptera; Silphidae. Bases 52 to 1920 code for a protein of 622 amino acids. Gene Ontology annotation, cellular component: nucleus. The transcript has 9 exons. Gene Ontology annotation, molecular function: zinc ion binding; mRNA binding. Gene Ontology annotation, biological process: regulation of mRNA splicing, via spliceosome.
GUUAAUCUGUUCAGUGUAAAUAAUAAAUAAAAAAAAAUUGAUAAAGACAAGAUGGGUUCGUCGAGGCAUAGGGACAGAAGCAAAGACAGGGAUCGGGACAAGGAUAAGUAUAGGGAUAAAGACCGGGAUAGGCGAGAGAAGAGAAGGAGCAGGGAACGAGAUCGCGAUAGGGAUAGGGAACGAGACAGGGAUCGCGGUCGUGAGAGACACCGGGAGAAGGAUAGGGAGGCCGAGAACACAAGGAGGGAACGAGAGAAGCGUAGCAGGAGCAGGAGUCGCGGCAGGGCCCAGACCAGCAAGGAGAAGACUCCUCCGAAGCCGGAUGGAGAAAAAUUGUUGGCCGAGACCCUAGCCACGAUUGCUGCAACGAGGAAUUUUGCAUCCCUCGUCACUCAGAAGAGCGAAGAACCUAUUUGCACAGAAGAACAAGAAGAUGCAAGGCAGAGACGUAGGAAAUCCAGAUGGGGAGGAAGCGAACACGAGAAGAUUUUCAUCCCCGGAAUGCCAACAAUCCUUCCCAGCAAUCUCAACAAAGAUCAGGAGGCCGCAUAUCUACUUCAACUGCAGAUUGAAGAAGUCAGUCGUAAACUACGCUCAGGAGAUCUAGGAAUUCCGGCCAAUCCCGAAGAAAGAUCCCCAUCACCUGAGCCCAUCUACAGCAGCGAUGGUAAGAGGCUGAAUACUAGGGAGUUUAGGACGCGCCGUCGCCUGGAAGAGGAUCGUCACAAUCUGGUCAUCAAAAUGCAGUCUAUAAACCCGGAUUUUAAGCCGCCCGUUGACUACAAACCUCCAGUUAUUAGAGUAAGCGAUAAAGUGAUGAUUCCGCAAGAGGAACAUCCUGAAAUUAAUUUCGUUGGUUUACUGAUUGGUCCGAGAGGCAAUACUUUGAAGACCAUGGAGAAGGAAACUGGUGCCAAAAUAAUAAUUCGUGGUAAAGGUAGUGUGAAAGAAGGUAAAGUUGGUCGUAAGGACGGUCAACCAUUACCUGGUGAAGAUGAGCCAUUGCACGCGUACAUUACUGCUACAAAUCCUGAGCAUGUGAAAAAAGCUGUUGAGAGGAUUAAGGAAAUAAUUCGACAAGGCGUAGAAGUUCCAGAAAACCAAAACGAUUUGAGGCGAAUGCAGCUGAGGGAAUUGGCUCAAUUGAAUGGAACGUUGAGAGAGAACGAUGGGAUGCGCUGCAACAAUUGCGGUGCCAGUGAUCACAAGUCCUGGCUGUGUCCGGAUAAACCGAAUGUUACGAAUAACAUAGUGUGCUCCAGUUGUGGAGCCGCUGGACAUAUUGCUAGGGAUUGUAGACAGAAGAGACCCGGCUUGGGUGGACCGCAAGCAGCUGGCGAUAAAGCUAAGAUUGACGAAGAGUACAUGUCUUUGAUGGCGGAAUUGGGCGAAGGCCCACCUCCGGACUUUGUUCGAAAUGGAGGAGGAUCAAAUUCGUCCGGAUCAUCCAACAGUCGGAAGAAUACUGUGAAUAUGUUUGAUCCACAAACGGCGCCGCGGCAACUGAUGCCGCCUCCACUGGCGAAUCCUCCGAUGAUGGCUGCAAUGCCUGGUAAAUUAAAUGAUAGUUAUUACACAGCUUCACUUAAUGCACCGCCUUCAAUUCCAACAAUGCCUUGUAUGCCACCACCUUGGCAAAAUUCCAAUAUGGGUUGGCAACCAGGACCACCGGGUGUUAUGCCACCACCUCCGCCGCCCGGCGCAUCGAGUCCUCCGCAGAUGAUGCCAUGGAUGAACAAUGCACAACCACCACCUCCUGGAGCUGGCUCGAACGGUGGUAAUCUCAUGGCGCCAACUACAAUGGGUUGGCCGGCGCCGUUCCCGUGGCCACCAGGUUCGUGCCCACCUCCUCCGCCUCCGGGCAUCGACAUGACGAGCCUCCUGAGUGCACCGCCGCCGCCGCCACCAUCGUCAACUUAGUUAAAUACAUUUUCAUUGAAAAGUUAGAAUAUUAAGUCAACAGCAUGUUUAAUUUACGUAAGUUAUUAAGAUUAUGUAUAAGUAUGGCAAAUAAAAUGUAUGUUACAGUUGUGUACUCUUAUCGCUUGCAUUUGUAUGAAGACAGUAAUAUCUGUAUGUAAAUAAUAUUGAUACUACAAGAAAUUUUGAUAAGCAAAAUAUAAACGGAAAAUAGUCUGAUGUUAUU